This is a messenger RNA of Polypterus senegalus (gray bichir), 2421 nucleotides long. RefSeq names its product solute carrier family 52 member 2 (gene slc52a2). Gene Ontology annotation, molecular function: riboflavin transmembrane transporter activity. Gene Ontology annotation, cellular component: plasma membrane. The record is from RefSeq and is a predicted model, not a curated record. NCBI's taxonomy places the organism in Eukaryota, Metazoa, Chordata, Cladistia, Polypteriformes, Polypteridae. Gene Ontology annotation, biological process: riboflavin transport. Bases 132 to 1460 code for a protein of 442 amino acids. The transcript has 5 exons.
UAUCGUUGUAGUUUACAGGAGUCAGUUCGUGCAAGUGAGGGGUUAUAAAUAAGGAGAACGCGUCUGGCUGCAGCGUGUUGUCUAAUGUUAGCGAUUUUACUCGAACGGAAGGAAGGACCGCGUCAAGGAAAAUGGCUGCCUCCUUCUGGAAGAGACCUUUGGUGAUACAUGUCUUAGUUUCCCUAUUUGGCAUGGGCUCUUGGGUCUCUGUGAACUCUCUGUGGGUGGAGUUGCCUGUGGUGGUCAGCAGACUUCCUGAAGGGUGGGACCUGCCUGCUUAUCUUUCAGUUCUGAUUGCGUUUGGAAAUGUUGGCCCAAUUGCAGUAACCCUGAUGCACCAUUUUGCCCCAGGAAGACUAAAUGAGCGCUUGCUGAUCCACAGCAUUCAAGCCUUAGCUGUUAUUGCUGCUGUGUUCCUUGCCAUCUUCUGGACUGUAACUGUAGAUGUUGCUGGAAUCCUUCACUCUCUUCCCUUCCUAAUACUGACUUUCAUCUUUGCCCUGGUGUGCUGCACAUCUAAUGUUUCUUUCCUUCCUUUCAUGUACCGUUACCCACCUCAGUAUAUCCGCACCUUCUUUGUGGGUCAGGGUCUCAGUGCACUGUUCCCUUGCGUUGUGGCUCUAGGGCAAGGAGUCGGCAAGUUGGAAUGUCGAAACAACACGUUGGGGAACGGUACAUUGCAGCCUUUCUACUUAAAGGAGAACUUCCCUGCUGAAAACUUUUUCUGGUUCUUGUUUGUUAUGUUGAUCAUAUCGGGACUCUCUUUCUUAGCUUUAAACUUUGCUGUCCAUAGUGGGAAGUCCUCUGAGCCAUCUGGAAAUGGCCAAAGCAGCUCAACCUCAGCAAUGACUGCAGAAAGCAAUGAAUCACUAUCCCUUAAAGAUGGAAAUCAUCCAAAAACUGAAGAUGAAGUGGAGAUUGUUAAGACUGCCCCCUUCUGGACAGCUCAUAAUGUAUACCUGCUGCUGCUUCUGGCUUUGUCGAAUGCCCUGACCAAUGGAGUGUUACCUUCAGUGCAGAGUUUUUCUUGCCUGCCUUAUGGAAGCAUGACCUAUCAUUUAUCUGUUGUUCUGGGUAACAUCGCCAAUCCAUUAGCCUGCUUUGUGGCCAUGUUUUAUCUAUACAGAUCUAAGACAGGACUGGGCAUCCUAAUGGUGUUUGGUGGAGUGUUUGCUUCUUAUCUUUUAGCCCUUGCUGCCUUAAGCCCCUGUCCUCCACUUUUGGGAAGUCCCAUAGGAGUGGCCUUAGUGGUGGUUUCUUGGAUUGUGUUCACCGCCAUCUACUCCUACUUAAAGGUGGUUGUUGGAAGUCUGCUGCAUUCAGCUGGGCAUGCUGCUCUUUUGUGGUGUGGGGUGGCCAUCCAGGCAGGUUCACUCAUUGGCGCCCUCAUCAUGUUCCCAUUGGUCAGUGUCUAUCAUGUAUUCCAAAGUGGCCAGGAUUGUGUGAAUAAUUGCACUUAAAAGUAAGAAGUGAAACAAGCAAUACAUUCCUCUGGGUAUUGUUGUGAUCAUCACAUAUUAUUUGAGCUAUCUGGUAAAUGUUACAUUUUUAAUGGAACCAUAAGGUUAUUUUGAUUUUCUGGGGUCAUUAUUAGACAAGAUAAAAUCAUAACAAAUUUCCCAACAUGAUUACUGUAAUCAACAAGUGUUUCUGCUUUAUUGUAUUAACAUGAAGGAUAAGAAUGAAAUGUGAAACAAAAUUGCACUUGAUUCAAAUAUCUUGGUAAAAAUGUUUGAGAAGAAAAAACGUGACAAUUUGCCUUAUAUUGAUCUUUAGUUUAAAAGACAUCCUAAUGCACUCUUUGAUAAAUAUAUAUAUUUAGUUUCAGGUUUUUUGUUUUUAACUACUGAAUCUGUUUUUUUUUCGUAAGGCGUAAUGCAAAUGUCAAGCAAAGUAAAGAAAUAUUACUGAUCAGUUUUAUACUUUUGUAAUAAAUAUGUUUAGUUUGUAAUAAAUAUGUUGAACAGUAAUUUAAUUUAAAAAGAAUGUACCUUUACAGCCUGUGAAUCACAGUACAGAACUGUUAGUCACUGUGGCCAUCAUGAAUAAGUGGUCUCUGCUUCUCUCCAGGACCACUGAAAUGGACACUAUAUUGACUUUAUAACAAUCAAUGUCUUUAAUAUCAUAAUCCUGAAAAGUUGAUCAUUUCAAAGGCAGUCAACACAGAAAUGAGCUGAUGUAUUAUACUAAACAAAAAGUACAAUUCAAUUAAAAAUGGAAAAUCUCAAACUAAAACCUGUUGAAAUGAAAAACUACAAUUGCCAUAACACUCCAGGUCCAGGGUUGCCAACACCCUGUUAUGUACCGUUUAUUCCUAGAGAUGUAUAUGUGUCUCAGCAGUUUUUUUCUUUCAGAUUUAAGUGUACUUUUCUUUUUAAAGCCGAAUAAAGAAAUUGCUGCUGUUCUCACAUGUCUUUGUAA